GGGCAUUUUGGUAACAAUGAUUUUCGAUGCACAUUAUAAGCGCUGGCCAUUCGUUAGGGUUUCGUGUGGUGUGGUGCUCCGGCGGCCUGCAGGCACUCUGGUGCGGGAAACGAGAGGCUACUUCAAGGUAGGUAGGAAAGAUGUCUCAUCGGAAAUUUGAGCACCCGAGGCAUGGGUCGCUAGGGUUUCUCCCGAGGAAACGAGCUUCUCGUCAUCGUGGAAAAGUGAAGUCCUUCCCCAAGGAUGACCCUACCAAACCUUGCAAGUUAACUGCAUUCCUUGGAUACAAGUCUGGUAUGACCCACAUUGUACGUGAGGUCGACAAACCAGGAUCAAAGCUUCAUAAGAAGGAGACUUGUGAAGCUGUUACUAUCAUUGAAACUCCACCAAUGGUGGUUGUUGGACUUGUUGCCUAUGUUAAGACACCACAUGGUCUUCGUUCUCUCAACACCGUGUGGGCUCAGCAUUUAAGUGAGGAAGUGAGGCGGAGAUUCUACAAGAACUGGUACAAGAGCAAGAAGACGGCUUUUGCAAAAUACUCUAAGAAAUAUGAAAGUGAGGAGGGAAAGAAAGAAAUUCAGUCACAACUGGAAAAGAUGAAGAAGUAUGCCUCUGUUAUUCGUGUUUUGGCUCACACUCAGAUAAGGAAGAUGAAGGGCCUCAAACAGAAAAAAGCUCAUCUGAUGGAGAUCCAAGUUAAUGGUGGCACCGUGGCACAAAAGGUGGAUUUUGCUUACGGCUUCUUUGAGAAGCAAAUACCCAUGGAUGCUGUCUUCCAGAAAGACGAGAUGAUUGAUAUUAUUGGUGUUACAAAAGGUAAAGGUUAUGAAGGUGUUGUCACUCGUUGGGGUGUCACCCGCCUUCCACGGAAGACACACAGGGGUCUCCGCAAGGUUGCCUGUAUUGGGGCGUGGCAUCCUGCCAGAGUAUCCUACACUGUUGCCCGUGCUGGACAGAAUGGUUACCACCACCGCACUGAAAUGAACAAGAAGAUUUACAAGAUUGGCAAAUCUGGAGAUGAAUCCCACACUGCUAUGACUGAGUUUGAUAGGACUGAGAAAGACAUCACACCCAUGGGUGGCUUCCCACACUAUGGUAUUGUGAAGGAAGACUAUAUUAUGAUUAAGGGGUGUUGUGUGGGGCCAAAGAAAAGGGUCGUCACUCUUCGACAAUCCCUACUAAAGCAAACUUCUCGCGUUGCCCUCGAGGAGAUCAAGCUCAAGUUCAUUGAUACUUCUUCCAAGUUUGGUCAUGGACGUUUCCAAACAACUCAAGAGAAGCAAAAGUUCUAUGGCAAGCUGAAGGCAUGAUUUUAGCAACAAUUUGUGCAAGCGCUGAGUCUGAAAAUUUCUGUUAAAGAGAUCUGUUUAGAAGGAUUUUCUCUGCGUGAUUUGAACUUUGAGAUUCCUUAAUUGUUAGUACUUUUCAAUUUUCUAAAAUUGUUAUGGCUAUGACAAUGCUUUUUUGUCACUUCAAACAAUUUGGUUUUUAUGGGUUUCUUUU
Messenger RNA from Zingiber officinale, 1503 nucleotides. Its product is annotated as 60S ribosomal protein L3-like. Gene Ontology annotation, cellular component: ribosome; cytosolic large ribosomal subunit. The transcript is spliced from 6 exons. Gene Ontology annotation, biological process: ribosomal large subunit assembly; translation. Gene Ontology annotation, molecular function: RNA binding; structural constituent of ribosome. The record is from RefSeq and is a predicted model, not a curated record. Lineage: Eukaryota; Viridiplantae; Streptophyta; Magnoliopsida; Zingiberales; Zingiberaceae. Bases 141 to 1310 code for a protein of 389 amino acids.